AUGAGUGCACAGAACAGUGCAGCAGGUGGCCUGGGCGACCAGGCCGUCUUGAACCAGAUCCUCCUGGGCAUCUCGGACCUGCGCCGCGAGGUUCACAAGGUCACGGACCGUAUCGAGUCCCUCGAGCUCCAGCAGGCGCCGACGACGCCGACCAUGUCGCUCUUCUCGCCGAGCAUCUCGCCCGCGAAGCGCACCUCGUACGCCGCGCAUCAGUCGUCGCUGCACGGCUGGAAGCCGGAGCAGAACCGCGCUUCGCAGCCUUCGGUCGCUCAGACCGUGCCGCCCCAGCAGGCGCCCGUAUCCCUCAAGGCUACCGACCCGAACCUCGGCCUCUGGGUCGUGGUGCCGGCCGGUGGUGCGGGCACGCGUCUCUGGCCGCUGAGCCGUGAGAGCUGCCCCAAGUUCUUGCUGGAUCUCACCGGCCGCGGUCGCACGCUGAUUCAAAACACCUUUGACCGUCUUCUGCCGCUGUCGGGUGUCGACAAGUUUAUGGUGGUGACCGGCAAUGCGCACGUCGACGCCGUGUCGGAGCAGCUUCCUCAGCUCGUUCCUGGCAACGUCUUUGCGGAGCCGUCGCCGAAGGAGUCGAUGGCUGCGAUCGGUCUCGCGGCCGCCGUCCUGAUGCGCCGCGACCCCGACGCGGUGCUCGGCUCCUUCGCCGCGGACCACAUCGUGUCGGGCCGCGACGCGUUCGAGUCCGCUGUGCGUGAGGCCGUCGCCGUCGCCCGCGAGGGCUUCUUGGUGACGAUCGGUAUCGCGCCGUCGUACCCUUCGACCGGAUUCGGCUACAUCAAGCUCGGCGAGAGCCUCGAGCUGGAAGGCGCGCCCAACGCGCACAAGGUGCUCGAGUUCAAAGAGAAGCCCGAUGCGCGCACCGCGAGCGCCUACCUCUCCACCGGUGAGUACCGCUGGAACGGUGGUAUGUUCGUCGUCAAGGCCAAGACGCUCUUGACCCUGCUCGAGAAGAACGUGCCGGAGCUCUACGCCGGCCUCAACACCAUUGCCGACGCGUGGGACACGCCCAGCCGCCAGCUCGUGCUCAACGAGACCUGGCCGCUGCUCCCCAAGAUCGCUAUCGACCACGCCGUCGCGGAGCCCGCGUCCAGGGUCGGCAAGGUCGCUGUCGUCCCGGCGACCUUUGGUUGGGACGACGUCGGAGACUUUGCCUCGCUCUCGGACCUGCUCCCCGCCGAGAAGAACGAGGCACGUGUGCUCGGCGACCCCUCGCUCGUGAUCACCGAGGGCCAGGUCGGCGGUAUCGUGGUGCCCGCGUCCGGCCGCCGCAUCGCGUGCCUGGGUAUGGACGACGUGGUGGUCGUCGACACGCCCGACGCGCUCCUCAUCACGACGCGUGCGCGUUCGCAGGAUGUCAAGAAGAUCGUGGGCAAGUGCAAGAAGAACUUCCCCGACCUUUGCUAA
Malassezia japonica is the source of this 1419-nucleotide messenger RNA. Its product is annotated as mannose-1-phosphate guanylyltransferase. The record is from RefSeq and is a predicted model, not a curated record. The coding region runs from base 1 to 1419 and encodes 472 amino acids. Gene Ontology annotation, biological process: polysaccharide metabolic process; GDP-mannose biosynthetic process. The transcript has 2 exons. Gene Ontology annotation, molecular function: mannose-1-phosphate guanylyltransferase (GTP) activity. NCBI's taxonomy places the organism in Eukaryota, Fungi, Basidiomycota, Malasseziomycetes, Malasseziales, Malasseziaceae.